Molecule: messenger RNA, 5820 nt
Organism: Eremomyces bilateralis CBS 781.70
Lineage: Eukaryota; Fungi; Ascomycota; Dothideomycetes; Eremomycetales; Eremomycetaceae
Exons: 1
Coding region: 231-5579 (1782 amino acids)
Biological process (GO): positive regulation of autophagy; intracellular signal transduction; negative regulation of TORC1 signaling
Cellular component (GO): GATOR1 complex
Molecular function (GO): GTPase activator activity
Source: RefSeq, a predicted model, not a curated record
UUAUCCUAACUAUUCCAUUUGCCGUUCAUAUCCGGGAUCAUUCAUUGAAAUACUUUUUGCUUUUGUUUCGGGGCCCAUAGUGUUCCUUUCUCUAUGAUCGCACACCAUACCUUGUGGCUACGGUAGUAAUCAUUUGCUGCAUCACGCGACAGGCUCAAGGGGUCGAUAUGACGGACGAAAACUUGGACACAGUCGAAUGACUCUAUUGAGGGCCCCUUAGACUCGCGAUCAUGGCGACGCCUCAGACUUCGCGUAUCCAGAAGAUAUGUACGCUAUGGACUCACCAAGAGGGCUUUUCGAAGGAGGAUGUCGUGUUCAAUGCAGACCGAUUUCAAGAGCUUGGACUUCUCCCCGAAUCAAUGGCGCAGAUAAUUCCUAUCAAGCAAGGCGGUGCUGUUAUGGGUUUCCAAAAUGAAACCUUUGGUUCAUUAAAAGACGAUGCGGGUAGGACCUCUGGGCAAACGAACAACUUGCAGAAGAAGCACGAUAGCUCCGAAUCCCGUCCUAUCACCCUCGAUGAAAAUGGGGUGCAGAUACCUGGUGGAAAGGCUGUAGAUGCUGAGAAAGCCUUUAUUUUCAUAACGAAAGAUGCAACACCGGACUUGAAGACCAAACACCCGGGCCUCCACAUCUCAGUUGCCGAAGGCGUCGCAGCAUCAUUUGGCUUGAAAAACCGAAUGCAAGUCGUGGUGUCAGCUGCCUGCUCUGAGAUUCACGCUGCGUCGCAUGUCGAGUUGACUUUCCGAGACCAGUAUCUGUCUCGAGCAGAUAUGUGGCAAAUGGCCAUCUCCGAGCUGAGCGGACACGCUAUCUAUCGGGACCAACGGAUCUUAUUCUUAGGCGCCAUCAAAGCGACGGUGAAGAACGUGUAUAUAGAUGGCCAGAAGCGCAAGUCGGCAUACUUUUCCCCAAGGACGAAAGCGAUUUUCCGAAGCGAGUCGGCUCGGUACAUCUUGUUCAUCCAGAUGUCCCGGGAGAUGUGGGAUUUUGACUCCGAGGGAUCUGGAGAGAUCAUGUUCAAUAAGGUCAUCAACGGCUUCUUGCCCGAGCUAUUCAAGCAUUGGAUGUCGAUGAACUCACACCAUCUCGUCAGCAUCAUCCUGUUUACCAGGCUGGAAUACGACGAUGGUGUGGAGACUACGGAUGAGCAACCACAACGGGUGAAGGACUUCUACCGUGUCGUCGUCAGCGAUAUGGCAAGUGCAGACUGGGUGAACAUUCUUUACCAACUCAAGAGGGAAUUCAAAACGUUCUUGAGGGACGUAUCUAUAACACCACAGGAUCCAAGAGGCAAUUCACCCGAAGGCCAGAGUAUCCUAGCCGACGGCAUUACAGCUCCUAGCUAUACCGUUGCAGGUACACCGACCAUGGCUGUGCGAGGCAAUGUUUUAGAGGCGAUCAAUCUUGCUUCAUCCCAGUUUUCGAAGGACUACAUAGAUCGAGACCUCAUCCGAACAGGGAUCUCAGUUGUGGUCAUAUCUGCAGGAACUGGCGUUUUCGAAGUGGACUAUCCCUUGCUGAAGCUCACAACCGAUACCUUGAUUGGUAGUGGGAUUGGGAUUGAUCUGGUCUGCCUUUCCCCGAUGCCGUUGCAUUCGGUACCCUUAUUCAAGUACCGGAAUCCCCGGGUUCGGGAGGACGUGAAGAGAAACUCGCAAUCUCCCUUCCCGAAACCGACGCCUCCCAACGAACCUAUUUUACAAGGUCUGACUCCUGUUGACAAAUCUGUACUUUCCCAAAGCUACAGUUCUGAACAACAGAUGGUCAAUGAUGCGGCAGUUGUCAGGAAGUUGCAAACUUUGAACGAACCAGUUCCUGGUGAAUGGAGCUAUGCCAUGCCUCACUGGGUCGACAUCUCAUUUUGGACAAGGCCGUCCGAUGAAGAAGCACUAUCGUUGGGCCUAAGCGAUCUAACUUCGUCAAAAUCCCGUUCCCGAACGUCGAAGGAACGAACUUUCCAGGUGAGAUGCCGCAUGUACGAGCUACAAAUGAUGGGAGUCAUGGAGAAUGAGAUGAGUAACAUCUCUAUUCCGUUGCUGCGCGAGCAUCCCUUGCAUCCCUCGCAUCGCAUCAUUGACCCUUCGAAAAGACGCCAUUCGGAACACGGACUUGUUGAUCGCACCGCCACAAUGGCCUUCAUGGACAAGCACGAUGAGGCCGUGUUUCAUCCGAUACCUUUAAAGCAUCGAGAAAGGUCUCCCAAAGCGCAAUCACAAAAGGCUGGGAGUGGUAUGCCAGAGUCCAACUCGACCUACGGAACAGAAGACAAAUCAGAUCCAAAGAAUCAGCAUGCUAUCGAGCCUACAAGGGCCCCUGCUGACUACCUCGAGUGGAACUUGAAGAAGAGACCUUCAGGUGCCACAACCUUCCCCCGCCGUAAACAGAGCGCCACAAGCCUGUUCUCCAAUGCAGAUUCCACUUCAAGUCGACCUCCAGCGACUAGAAAGAUAAGCUUCUUCGGUCCCAAUGCGGAGGUCCAAAAAGCGUCAGCCGUCACCGAAGUAUCCACCCCUGACUGGGAAAUACACAAAAAGAAUGCUGGACGGGGGAUGCCAUCCAACAAUACGCGUCCUUCCAAUACCAUGUCAUUCACACGGCAAAUUCUAGCUACGCUCACUCGCUCAAAUUCAAGCUUGUCUUCACAGCCACAGCCCCCAGGCGGAGGAACACCAGGCUCGCACUCCAAGAGUUCUUCCGGCGACCCGUCCCGCCCAUCGAAACCAAUUGACAUCAGCAGCUUGCCGAUACCAGAUCAGAGCAAAGGGUCAACACCUGUAGAGGACACUGGAUCAGCAGAGACGAUAAAAGCUACACAAAGUUCGAUUAAACUUGGCUCCACUCCGGAUAAUUCGAAGCCACAAGAGACGGGUGCCAUCUUGUCCGUAGCAUCGCGCAACCGCCGAUUCGAUCCAAGACACGAGGGUCCCCCAGGUAGCAUCGUCAACCCAAUACCGAAGGUCCUUUCCCCUGCGAGCGCGCUCUCGCCGUGGUUAGUGCUCGUCAACCCGUGCAACCCGAAGAACAAUGACAUUACGUUAGCCGGGCACUUUCGCCGGUGGCAGCACGUCUUUCCAAAACCGUUGCCUGCCUCCCAAAUCAAAUGGAAAUCGCUUUGCUCUCCAGCAGCUGUUCCGCUGACGAAUGACUUCUUCCCUUCCGCUGAGCAGUUAAAGGUGGAAUACCACGAGUCCCUCUACAGGAUCGCACCGAAUGUUGACUUCGAGCCAGAACCUGGGAAAACGAGAGAGUCACUAGUAAGAGAAUUGAUUGGUUGCCGGUUGUCCCAUGGAUUCCAACUUAUUAUCGGCCCUGCGGUGGCAGAAUUCCUCGGCACUCGAGAGCGGGAUCUGGUGAAUAUUUUCAGCAAGGAGUACAUGUCCAGAGAUGGAGCGACCGUCUUCAUGGCUGUAGGUAGUGCAAUCCAUCAACUUGUCUGUGUCGCGGGAGGGGAGGUUGAAGUACGGAGAUUCAAUAGAAAACCCGCGGCAGAAGUGGAUGGUGGUCAGAAACAGUUCAUCUAUGAAUCCUAUAUUCGAACAGCGUUCGCCGAGGAGUAUGAACCGCGCACGGCCAUCUUUUCGCACCCGAGGGCGGAGUACAAUUGGAACUACAUUGACAGCUUCUUGGCCGGAUACCACGACGAAUUCACGGAUGUGUUACGGUUUUGGCGCGCACGUUAUGUCCUCAUACCGGUUGAGCUACCCAAGAAUCGUCUAAUCCCAGAGUUAUCUGAGGAGGAAAUUCGGAUUGAGGGCAUCCAGAAAUUGACCCGGCUUUGGGAAAAGCAGCGGUUCAUCCCCCCAGAGGAGCGCCACUACCAAGCGCGGGCAAAGAAGAGCUAUAUUGAGGCCAAUCCACUUCAGAUUGAGUAUCAGACGCGUGAUCCAUCGGCUGUCGUCGCAUCUGGCCUUGAGAGCACUAUUCUGGCUGAGGGCGAGGGGGCAUUUCAAACCCAGCUGUUUUCGGACGACGAGCUAUACUCAACCAGAAAUAUCGACAUUCAGAAACUCGCGAUGGACCUUCAAGGUGAUGGAGGCAUCAGGAUGAUGGACAGAAGAUGGCAUUUGCGACUGCAUUACAACUGCUUUAUCGGAUUUGACUUGACGACAUGGAUCCUACACAAUUUCUCCGAUAUCAAAGUUCGACAAGAUGCGGAAAACCUUGGCAACGAACUCAUGGACCAGGGGUUGUUCCAACACGUACAGCGGAAACAUCGAUUCCGAGACGGAAACUUCUUCUAUCAGAUUGCAGACAAGUACAGACUGCCUCGUGAUAGGAGUUGGUUCAGUUCCCGGCGUGCUGGACCUUCAAUCCCUUCCACACCGAUGACCGACACCCCGAAACCCCGGCCUCAGUCCGUAGACCGUAGUCGGUCGCGAACCCUGUCGAACUCAUCAUCAGAUUCAGGAGCUAAGACGCCUACCAAAUCAACCCGACGAGUGAAGUUGAGCAAAGUCAUGCGAUAUGAUGUCGACCGACACAAGCGAUCCAACCGACCGGAGAUUAUCAACUUGCACUACGACCGUCUCCACAAUCCGGAGAACUGCUAUCAUAUCCGGAUCGAUUGGAUGAAUGUGACAGCGAAGCUCAUCGACGAAUCGCUACAUUACUGGGCAACAACCGCUGAGCGCCACGGCCUGAAGCUUGUUGAAGUGCCGAUUGCCGAAGCCUGUCGACUCAUAGAUGUCCACCCCUUCCGCGCUCCAUUUCUUAUCAAGCUCGCAGUACAACCUAGUCCUUCCAAAUCUAAACCACACCAAUACUUCGACGCUAGUUCUUUCUCUCCUCUUGUACCGACAGAUCUCUUCUAUUUGCACAAGGCGCUACUCAAACAUUUCAAUUUCGUGCUGGACAUGGAAUCAGCUUCUUCGUUUCCUCCCGACCUCCGAGUAGAGUUCUCCUGGGGCAACCCCGACUACCAAUACCCACAAUAUCUGCAUCGGUCCGGCGUCAUAUUCGCACAGAUUAACGACGACGGAGAGUUUCUCCUGGUCGCCAACCGGCUGGUUCACAACCGCGGCACAACCACCGAGCGGAGCAAAUUCGACAAACCCGAUCCACCUCACUCAUCCGUUCCUCAACCACGAAUGACUAGCAGCACUGGCGGGCUUCGCAAUACAUCGCCUACCGCAUCGCCUGUUGUACGCCCUGCAUCAGUCGCCGAAGGGAGCAUCACAACGCCCAGCCGCGCUUCCAUCGCACCUUUUAGCUUCGUCGCGGCAUCGCCGCUGGCCCCUUCCACCAAUCUCGCAUAUGGCCCUGCAAGAACUGGAACACCCACCGCGGAAACUAUCGCGCGGGAGCUAGGCACAUUUUGUGCCGAUGCCGUCGCCCUUCGGAAGUUCUUCGACGAGGAGGCGGCGCGUUUGUCGGAGUCGCGGAAUUUGGGGAUUGGCAGUCCGAGACCGACUCCAAAUCUCGGUCCAACGGGCCUUGUACCUGGAUCCACGGAUCUCAAUAUUCCGACUCUUGGGCUGCCGGAGAGCAUCACGAGAGGUGGGAUGGGUACGCCGGAGCCGGCUGCGGGGAGUGGGCGCAGUAGCCGAGUGAGUGGUAGGGAAAGCGCGGGAAGUGGGUAAAUCGCUACAGAGGGGGGGAUUAAAUGUACAUAUACGAGAAGGUGGGGCUGCAAGAUUCGCGUAUAGAACUGUUAUCAUUCUUUGCUGUGGUCCUGAUUCUCAAUGUGGCUGUUCGAUGAAGUAUGUUAUGCGUUGAAACCCUUGGUUGGCUAAGUCUUAGAGCCUAAGCCUGAUUAGGCCAAUGGUUGAACCAGAGUCCAACCCUCUUCAAUGUAAACAAGAAGGCUUCCCCUUCUUGUUC